Anoplopoma fimbria (sablefish) is the source of this 1807-nucleotide messenger RNA. RefSeq names its product mitochondrial fission regulator 2 (gene mtfr2). The coding region runs from base 312 to 1337 and encodes 341 amino acids. The record is from RefSeq and is a predicted model, not a curated record. Lineage: Eukaryota; Metazoa; Chordata; Actinopteri; Perciformes; Anoplopomatidae. Gene Ontology annotation, cellular component: mitochondrion. The transcript has 8 exons. Gene Ontology annotation, biological process: mitochondrial fission; aerobic respiration.
UUCCGCAUCUACAGCCAAUCAGAGGACUCGAUGCUGCUGCAGCUUUAUUUGACUUCUUAUUUGCCCCGCACACAGGAGCUGCGAGGAAAAGCUGCAAGUUCGUGGUGUUUAUCUGCAGUUGUAGUUUUAUAUUAUUGUUGACAAUUAAGAUAUGGGAUAAAUGUAGCUACUCAUGCACAAUUCGACAAGAAAAGUCCACAGUGUAAAGUAUGUGACUUAGUGCCAUCCAUCCUGCCUUGGCCUCUUACCAAGUUAGUCAGCAGAAAGAGGAUCUUUGCAGUCAUCAGCUGGUGCACGAAAAAGUCCUUCUAAUGUCUUUAGUAGAGGAUAUUCUGGAUGUGCUGCGCGCCGUCCUGGAGUACUUUGGAGUGCCUCCAGACAUGCUGGUUCCAGUGUGGGAUAGUCAGCUGUGCGGCCAGCAUCGCAGCCUUGUGCGGAUGAUCGGGACCAACCUCCCACUGACACCUCCACCACGGGUCCACUUUCAGGUGCCUCUGCUCUCCUAUAGGCCCCAAGGUUAUGUCGACAUCACUAUGGAGACACCGGCCAUCCCCUCGUUUGCUGACGUCCUGUGGGUUUUUGAGGACGAAGGGGAGAGCUUUGCCAAGACCAGGAACCAUUUACUUCCAAAUAAACAAAUUACUGUAAAUCGGGAUGUGGCGAGAUACCGUGGACCGGCCCAGAAUAAAGCCCGGAGGGGAGGCAGAUCAGCUGAACCGGACACUCUGAAGAAGAUCACAGCGCUGGAGAGCGAGCUGCUCAAACUACGAGCUCAGAUAGCCAUGAUCGUUACCGCCGCUCCAGCCGCAGGUCUGCCGGAGUCCCAGAGUACCCCAGGCACACCUCUGGCGUCUUCUAAACUUCCUCCGGCUCUCACCUCCACGCCUCGCUGUGCUCCUCCACCACCACCUCCUCUUCCACCUCCUCCCUGCCCUGACUCCUCCAAUGAGACCCCGUCUAUACUAGAGCUGCUCCGCCAGCGCAGGAAGAACGAGAACAACCUCGACAAGGCUCAGCUCAAGCCCCAGGACUCACAAGGAAAAGGGAUCCCAUCCAUGCUGGAUGUUCUCAAGGACUUAAAUCAAGUGAAAUUGCGUACAGUUGAGAGAUCACCAGGGGGCACACCAGUCGGAAGAAGACGCAGUAAGGGAAGUGCAGCGUUGCUUAGCGACCCGGCGGCUCUCAUCGCUGAAGCGCUCAAGAGAAAGUUCGCCCAGCAUCGCCACAACAACUCCUCCGACAAAGAGAACUCACUAGAACUCUCACCGUUCGGCAGUCCAGAAACACCCAAGAUUCCUCUCCAUAUCAGACGCAGUAAGGGGCGCCUCCACCUCUGAUUCUGUUGAGCUGACCCCAAAAUACCAAAAGUCAGACCCCCCCAUCAGCUAAUUACAGCUCCCACAGAUGUGCCUCACAAACGAACUACUACUGCAGCUACUGAUCUACAUUUCUUUUUUUAUUCUUUUUGUUUGUCUUUUCUUUUAUUCUUGUAGGAGUGUUUGUCUCACAGCGAACAAAGUGCUUGUUUCUGUUACGUAUGUCAUCGUUGGGAGGCUUGAAUGUGAAUUUGUGUUGCAGCGGUUGCUGUGAACAAGGAUUUUGGUACAAUUGUUUUUGUACAGAGGAGGCUUAUGUUUCCAGCGUUAUUCAUGUAUUGAUGAUAUCUUUUUAAUUGUAAUAAUGUAUAAAAAAAAGCAGGUGUGCACUGUAGCUUUUAGCCAUCCUGCUUAAAGGCCUUAUAAUUCUUACCUCAACUGUGUGAAAUGAACAAUGAGAUUCGCGCAGCUCUAUUCUAUGCAAACUGCUG